Arabidopsis lyrata subsp. lyrata is the source of this 2242-nucleotide messenger RNA. Its product is annotated as ankyrin repeat-containing protein ITN1. The coding region runs from base 1215 to 2063 and encodes 282 amino acids. Gene Ontology annotation, molecular function: protein phosphatase regulator activity; protein phosphatase 1 binding. Gene Ontology annotation, cellular component: plasma membrane. NCBI's taxonomy places the organism in Eukaryota, Viridiplantae, Streptophyta, Magnoliopsida, Brassicales, Brassicaceae. The transcript has 3 exons. The record is from RefSeq and is a predicted model, not a curated record.
AGUUUGUAACACACAAGCGUUAAGUCGUCGGAGUACGUAAUAAUACGUAUAUGAUUCAAUCUUGUUGUUAAUUUCCUUGAUUUGCAAAACAAUUAUAUAACUUAUUUUUUUUUGGUUUACUAGUAGUAGCUCAUUAUUAUUUUAAAGAUUAGCUGAAAUUCUUCUUUACGUAAUAUUUAUUUCUUACUGAAACUAACCAACUAUGGUGUGACGAAUUUUAACUCAAAAGUUAUACCAUUAACAAGACGAAAGUAAUCCACUGUAUAUAAAGUAAAAAUUAUCCGUAUUCCGAAUAUCCAAAUCUUAUUAUAAAAAAAACUUAAUCAUAUAUUUGUUUGGUUUUAUUAGUAACAAAUCUGUAAUAAAAGUUAGUAUUUCCCCCUAAAAAUAAACAAGAAUCAUAUAAAUUCUAAUUCAUCAGGGAACAUGAAAUAGCUUUUAUCCAGUAUAUGCACUAAACGAAAACGCAUGAGAGCAACGAGAAGAUAGAACCGCAUAGCAGAGCAGAUCAGAGCAUCCAGAUGCAUUAGACCACCUUCAACGGUGGCUCUUAAUGAGAGUUCUUAAACUAAAAGCAAUUAAAAUUAAAUCAAAACAUCAAAUAAAACUAAGAAACAGCUCUUAGUUAGAACUUAGAAGGUCUCAUCGUGUGGAUCAUAUCAAAGAUCUUUUGUUCAGUUGUUCUUCAAUCUUAGUCUAGACUUGGAAAACACUUUAUUAGCAUUUUUUUAAUGAUAAGAUAAUAAUAUCUGGAUAAUUCGAUCAUGAUUUUUAGUUUUUAACCCAAUAUUACAUGUUCCGACUUCUGAGAUGGAAAGUUGAUUUUUUUUUUUUACUUAACACUGUAUACAUACUUAGAAGGUUGUUUAAAUUUGAAACAAUAAUUAUUACUCCCGACUUUUUAACAAUAAUAACUUUUUAACAAUUACAGUAUUAGUUUGGAAAACUUCGCCUGUGUUGUUGACUCCCAAAAAAAAAAGAGCGUUGACUGUAUUUUUUUACUUGUGCAACCAUAAUUAAAUCAUUCAAUUUAUAGUUUUUUUCGGAUUAACAUUUCUAUUCCAAGAGCUUAAUAAAGAAAUCAGUUUAAAUUCUUGAAACUCGCGCUCUCUCUUUCUUUCUUUCACCAGGCGUCGUCUUCUCGAGAACGACGACUCCGUCAGAGUCCCAAGAACCGCACGCGCUUCUUCUCCGCGUCUUGGGAAGACGCACAAAUGGCAGUGAAAAUUAGGCGAGACUCUCUGAAACCAGCACGUUGUACGAGUCUUCAUCAACUAGCGUAUCCUUACCGAUUCAAUUUCACGGCGAAAAAUUCGUUGGAAAAGGCUGAGAUUGAACGUCGUCGGAAAGGUAAACAAAUUGUUGUGGCUGAUGAUGGAGAAAGAAUCGAAGUGGGUAAUCGUUGUGAAAUAGGAGAAGCGAGUAAUGCGGCAGCGAUAAGAGGCAGGACUGGAGAACAAAUUAUUGACAUAGCCUCUUUGACUGGUCAAAAUAGAGAAGAUCUCUGCAAAACAGAUCAACAAAUGCAGACUGAUGCAGUUUAUAAAGAAGCCCUUUUAAGUGCAAGAAAUAUCGUUGCUUUGGUGGUGAUCUUUCUGGCCACAGUAGGAUGUACUACAGGGUUAAAUCCACCAGGAGGGCUUAACAAUGAUGGAAAGGCAGUCUUAGGAAAGGAGAUAGCUUUCUUCAUCUUCAUGCUUGCGGUUUACACCAUGGUUCCUGUUUGCAUAAUAACUCUUGGUCUGCUUUGCGGUGUCACACCACGAAGCCAGAAAGUGCAGAGAAACACAUUGAAGCUUUGCCAUACCUUCAUGUGGGUUGGAUUGAUAGCAUUCGCUGUGGCCUUUGUUUCCGGAAGUUGGUUAAUUGUGCCAAGCGAUAGAUGGUGGUUAAAACUGAUUGGUGCGUUAGCCACACUUGCUGGAAUGACUAUUCUCAUGUCUUUCAUAUGGUCAAAGACAGCCAGAAAACAACUUAGGCGCUUCUCUUUCUGUAAAUUGGAUGGUUCAUCUGAUGAUGACGAACCAGCAGCUCCUAUGGUUACUACCAACAACCCCAAGUAGCAAUGGGAUUUUUGAUAUGUUGUUGGUGUAUAUAAUGGGACUUUUUUGAUAUGUGUAUAUGAGGGGAGUUCUGAUAUGGUAGGAUUUUGAUCUGUUAUAGGUACUGAUUGAUUGAGUGCACGAUUGAUGUAUACUUUUGCUCUGUUCAGCUUCUAGUUGAUGAAGAAGUUUUGACUCUC